Onychostoma macrolepis is the source of this 4981-nucleotide messenger RNA. RefSeq lists its product as uncharacterized. The transcript has 13 exons. The coding region runs from base 1027 to 2628 and encodes 533 amino acids. NCBI's taxonomy places the organism in Eukaryota, Metazoa, Chordata, Actinopteri, Cypriniformes, Cyprinidae. The record is from RefSeq and is a predicted model, not a curated record.
GUGUGUGUGUGUUUGAGGCAGCAUGACGUCUACCCCCGUAGGGGGUGCGUCGCCUCUCACCCUCCGGAAUGGUUUCAGGUGUACACUGGAGAUGAAUACAUCGAUUGAAGAUGUUCUCCUUGCGGUUGGAGCUGAGGUUGGUCAUGAAAAUAUUAGUUCUGCUUCAAGAAUGAAUAAGGCAGUUGUUGUUUUUUUGAGAAAUGAAAAUCAGGUGAAAAACUUGAUUGAAAGCGGCAUUUGGAUUAAUGAAACGUCACACCGUUGUUGGCCCCGGCAACGAAAGUUAUAAUCUCUAAUGUGCCCCCGUUUGUUGGUAAUGAUGGUAUCAUUAAAGAAUUAACUAGAUUUGGUAAAAUUGUCGGCGCUAUAAAAGAGAUUCCGUUAGGUUGUAAAAAUGCUGCACUAAAACAUGUGUUAUCUUUUAGGCGACAAGUUUACAUGUUUUUGAGCGCUCCCACUAAAACGCUCGAUGUGUCGUUUCGAGUAUCUCAUGGAGAGAACUCAUACAUAGUGUAUGCUAGUACAGAGACUUUGCGGUGUUUUGAAUGCGGAGAUAUUGGACACAAACGUUUCUCCUGCCCGCACAAAGCACGUAAUACUGAAGGAGAAGGCCCAUCUGAAGGCCCAUCCGAUAAGCCGCAGAUUGUGACGGAAAGUACACCACAGCAACCUGAAAAGGCAGUCAUUAACACUGAGUAGUUUAUCAUUAUUCAUCGGCAGCGCUGCUGUGAGGACAGAUGGCACCUCUGCUGGCAGACCGGCGUAACGUCACGCUGCUAUCAUUCACUCAGUGCCAGCUGUCAGUCUGGGGCUGCUCACUUCUGUACGCGAGGACUCAAAUGCGCAACUUGGAUCAGAAACUGUAUGGCAUCACUAAAUGAAAAGUGAAACACUAACCACUGUAAAGUUAAGUAUUUACUAAAGUAUUUGAGAGUGUUUGAACUUGUAUGACCAAUUCUUAGAUCUAAUCACAAAUACUGAGGUGACUAUGCAAACUAUUGCAACACAAUUUCUGUACUUAUUUAUAUGUUGGGCAUUAAACCUUUUUACACUGUAAUCUGUGUAAUACUCUGUCACUUCUUACAGAUCAUGCUGGUUAAGGUGAAACUUGGGGAUGCCCAAAAAUUUGUCAAGAUAACUGAGCUGAGACUGGAGGAGUUUUUGUCUGCUGCAUUUUUAAAGUUUGGUGUCCCAGCUGUACCUGAGAAUGUGAAGGUUUUUGAUGAAUCAGGGACUGAGGUGGAUGAUGAUAUUUUUGAGGAUGUAGUCAGUGAUCCCUCAGUUGGAGUUCUUACCAUAAAACAUGGUGCAGACUUGGAUUCUGCCUCUCCACAAGCCUCUCAUGGGCAGUCAAUCCUGUCUUCACCCGUCGACUCCAGUGACUCACAGGAUACAGUCAUAAUUGAAGAAAGCACCUCCAGCAAACGAAUAAGGCUAGAUGGCGAAGCUAAAAAGUUGGUGGAAACCAUUCUUGUCCAGAAACCUGGUGGAGAGCGUGUAAUAAAUGAAUACAACCGAACUAAGUCUUUGGGGGAUGAAACAAGGAGGAAAAUGGUUAACAUCUUGGCAGCUGACAUGAUAGAAAAUAAUGGUACAUCACCACCAAGGCAGGUGAAAGAAAAAUAUGCCAGAGGAAUUGUGGCUUUGUUCCCUUACCUCAGUGACCCCUUUUCCAAAAAUGGCUACGAACAUUAUUAUGAUGGUGAAAGCGGUACUGGGUACUUAGCAUGGAGAGUCAAAACUAUACAGAGAGGCUUAGCUAAAGAACGACGUGCAUCAUUUAAAGGACAAGGAACGUCUGCUGAAGCGGGGUCUGGAGGACCAACUGUAAGACGGCAGUCAGAGUUUAAUCCAGAGACCAUCUUGAAUGAGGAUGAAUGCAAAGAAGCAAUUGCAUUCAUGCGCCAUUCUUCUGAUGAGGACGCCAUCAAGAAGAAAAUGAAGUUGACAUUCGACUAUCGCCGCAACAUGGUUCUUGACCCCAUGCAGUCAAAUGAGAUACUGACAAUCUUUCCACGAUUCAAAGACAUUAAAGGCUUGAUUGAGCAAGACUUUGUUCUGAUGUUUGGAGAAGGAGUGUCAGGCAAGCUACUGGAGAAGUGGACCACUGCAUUCAAGAAAAAAGUGCUUCAGCAGUGCAAAAAGCUUCCAAACACCAGUGAUUUGGAAGAACUACUGCUAGCAGCUGAAUCUCCUACUGUUGACUCAGAAGAGGGUGUUAAUUUUGCUUGGGACAGCGACCUCUCUUCCAUAAUACUUCUGUUGCAUCUGAUCCCACCUUCUGCCCAAGGCCGGAAAAGACCAGGAAAGAGUGGAACAAACAUUGAGGAGCAUCUUCGAGAAAUCACAGCUAUUGCUCAGCCCUACCUCCUGGCCUUGGGACCUCAGAAGAAUUCAGUUAACCAGUACUUCAUCGUUCUUGAUCAGCAUGCCAUUCCAUGCAAGUCAACCUCCUCUCUUGGUGCCUUUGACGAGCUGUUUAAAGCACACUUUGUUUUUGGCACAUCUUACAACAUUAUGCUACACAACAUGUACACUUUCAUUCAGACCACUGUGUACAACAUAGAUGUUGGCAAAGUGAAAGAGAGUCCUCGUGUUGCUGAGGUUAGAGCAAGGCUGCUUAGCUAGGUGCCUUAAGUUUUCUGUCCUCAUGAAGUGUUUUGUUUGUCAGGCUGAGUUAUACGGUUCAAAAUUGCUUCUUAGGCACUUCAGAUUAGUUCAUGGUUUUGUUCCUGGAAAGAAUCUUCGCCUUAAAUGUGUAGAGGCAGGGUGUAGUUCUGUGUUUGGUACUUUUUCAGGUUUUAGAAAACACUUGAAUACAAAACAUACUGAGCAAAGUGACCAGAAUUUUGACACCAUUGACAAUCGUGAGACUGCUGAGGCAGAAGGACAAAGUAGUGCUCAAACAUUUGAUCAGAUUGGCACUGUUGGAGAGGUGGCCACAACAUCUGUAUUGUUAAAGUCAAAUAAGAGCACUUUGGAUAUGUGUGCGUCUUCUGUUACACAACUAAAAGUUGCUGGGUUGAGUCAGUCUGCUAUAAGUGGUUUUGUUUCAUCUAUGGAGGAAGUCGUUUUUGAGAUUCACAAUCAGGCCCAGGAUGCAGCUUUGCUAUGUCUGUCUCCACAUGACAUUGCUACUAAAAGGAAAAUAGAAAGUUCAAUUCAACAUUUGGAAAAUCCUUUUACUUUGUUAAAUUCUGAAGCCAAACGAAAGAGACUUUUUACAGAGAAAUGGGGAACUGUUGAACCAACCGAAAUAGUGCUUGGCACAAGAUUUAACAGCAGGAGAAAUAAAACCACUGGAACAUUUGAUCAAGUUGUUGUAACAGAUAAAUAUGCUUAUAUACCAAUUUUAGAAACACUAAAUUCAAUUUUGCAAAAUCCGCAUCUUACUGAUUUGUUUAAACCCAGGCAUGUUCCAAAGGAAGGUGUUUAUGUUGACUUAAGUGAUGCGGCACAUUUUAAAAGUAAUCUUUUAUUUUGCACAGAAAAAGAUGCCUUACAAAUUCAGUUAUUUUACGAUGAUUUCGAGACCGCUAAUCCAUUGGGUUCCAAAAAAGGUAUACACAAAUUGGGUGCUAUCUAUUUUACGUUAAGGAAUUUCCCCCCCAUUUUUAACUCCUCAUUGGAUAAUAUUCAUUUAUGUGCCCUCUUUCAUGCACAGGAUAUUAGACGGUAUGGUUUUAAUUCUAUAAUUGAGCCUCUAGUAAACGAUCUAAAAGUGCUUGAGAUUGAGGGGGUUAAGAAUCCAGUAUCUGGAAGUUGUGUUAGGGGUACAAUUGUUCAAGUCACAGGGGAUAACCUUGGCUUACACAGCUUAUUAGGCUUUCUGGAGUCAUUUGGGGCUCAAUAUUGUUGUCGUUUCUGUGUUCUUGAGAAAGAUCGCUUUCAGUUUGUGUUUUCUGAAGAUAACCCUGAGGUUGUACUAAGAACAACUGAGAUGCAUGCUAUGCACUGUAAAAGGUUACAAGAUGACUCUACACUACCUCAUGUCUAUGGCGUCAAACGGGUGUGUUUGCUAAAUUCACUCAAGUAUUUCAACACCGCACGAUUUGGGUUUAAAUGCCAUCCAAUCUUGGUGCUUGUUGCGCAACAUGCCUCUGUUAUUUGGUGAUUUAGUGCAGAGAGAUGAUAAACGCUGGUAUCUUUUGCUUUUACUUCUGCAGAUUGUUAACAUCGUAUUUUCACCAGUCCUAACAGAAGGCAUGACCAUUUAUCUUAAACAUUUAAUAAUUGAACAUCACCAGCUAUUCAAAAAAUUAUUUCCCGAAAAAAUCUGUUCCCAAAGCAUCACAUAAUGAUACAUUACCCACAGUGUAUAAGAAAAAUUGGACCAAUUCUGCACAUGUGGUGUAUGCGUUAUGAGGCUAAACACAAGUUUUUUAAAACACAAUUAAAAAGCUUCAAAAACAUCACUAAAACACUAGCCAAAAAGCACCAGAGUUGUAUGGCAAUGCACUGGGAGUCUUUUAGCCAGUACAGAUUGACUCUUGGGCCAGGGAAGAUGAUGGAACUCAGUGAACUUAAAGGUGGGAUGGACAUGGCUUCCAAACUAGGAGUGGAAGUAUCAGAACUUGUCUAUUCUGUAAAAUGGAUCAAACAUCAUGGCACAGAGUAUCGCCCUAACUUUAUUAUCUGUACUGAAGUAGCAUGCGAGAUGCCUGUGUUUUGUAAGAUCAAGACUAUUGCUGUGAAAGAUGAAAAUGUACUGUUAUGUGGAACACUGAUGGAAACACUCUGUUUUGAUGACCAUUACCAUGCAUUUACAGUUAGACUGCAUCCAGACCAAGUUUUAAAGGUAGCGAAUGUUAACGAGCUGUGUUAUUUCAAACCAUUUGAUCUUCAAAUGAAAUAUGGCACAACAGAUUCUGCACUGCAUAUAGUGCCCUAUUGCCAUUUUAUGCAGAUGUGAUGUUUUUUUUUCAGAUGUGAUGUAUUUGUUUUAAGCCUGACAGUGUUUUAAUAAAUGUUUUAAAUGGUA